AUUCGCUUUUGCUGUUCCCGCUACCGUUCCAUUGAAGAGGGAAAAAAAAAGUUUCGAAAACAGAAGGUGAAAGCUUUUACACAAAUCCUUAUUAAUGUCCGAAAUUUCAGUGUCUUAUUGCGGCUAAAAACACUUCAGCUUUAGUUUGAAACCCACCAACAAGCAAAAGUCUUCAUCUGUGUGUGUCUGUGUUGUUAGCUUUUACAAGCUCCAAUGGCUAUUACGGCAAUCUCUAACUCCAGCAUUGAAUCUGGGUUCUCCUCUGCUCAGCACAAGAACAUGAAGCUGGUUGCUGCCGGUGGGAAGAAGCCCAAGAGGUGCAAUUCUCGUGGUGUUCGGAUUGUGGGAAGUAGAAUCUACGAUUCUGAUAAUGGGAAAACUUGUCAUCAGUGCCGGCAAAAAACACGGGAUUUUUCUGCAUCGUGCAAGAAUUUGAAGAAUGGGAAGCCCUGUUCCAUUAACUUCUGUCACAAGUGCCUCCUGAAUAGGUAUGGAGAAGAUGCCGAAGAGGUAGAGCAGUUGGACGAUUGGACUUGUCCAAAGUGUAGAAACUUUUGCAACUGCAGUUUUUGCAGAAAGAAAAGAGGCGAAUUACCUACUGGUCCACUGUUUCAUACCGCUAAGGCAACUGGAUUUAAAUCCGUGUCAGAAAUGCUUGUUGCAAAGACUUCUAAUUAUAAAGAGAUGGGAUCCAUCAUGGAGCAUGAACAUGUUAAUAGUUCAAGUUUUGAUAAAGUUCUAGCUUGCAAAGUUGCUUCACCAAUGAAACCAAUUGCAUCAGAGAAGGAGCUUGUAGUAUUUCUCUCGGGGGAAAUAGAGAAGGAAAACUCUUCAGAAAGAAACAGUAGUUUAAAGCUUGACCCUGUAAAGACUCAGAAGAAUUCAACCAAAAUAUCUAAGAAAACAAAGCGUGAAGAAUUAAAGGAAAUAUCUAAUGCGAACAAUGGUGAUAGUGCUGGCAAAAAGAAGAGCCACAAAAGGCGUAAAAUUUGCAAAGAAGUUCCAAAUGAGGAAAAAGGAAAUGCAAGUGAUGGCACCGAAGCUUGUAGAAAAGUCUCUGAAAAGGAAACAAAGGUAGAUAGCAACCAUAAAUUUUGCCACAAUAAAAUAUUGUUAGGAACUGGUGUUGAAGGAAAAUCUUUGUCUGGGGUGAAAAUACCGGAAUAUAGGAAUCAUCACCUUAUUUCUGUGGAUCCUGCAAAUGAUUUCAUUAAUUCAGUGACUUCGGCUCCAAAGAAAAAUAUGCAACAUAUGCAUGCUGAAAAUUGGAAUAGUACUGUAACGAUAGAUAGUUGUGCUGGUGCCAAAGUCCAAGUGGGAAUAGCAAAGUUUGCAAGUGUUGGUAUGAACUUGGUGAUGGAUAAAACUGAAGAGGAAAUUCCUUUGCCUCCUGGAGCGGAGUUAACAAAAGUGUUGGACAUUGAGCUUCCACCUGAAAAUGUUGGGAAUGCAUUGCAGCUCUUAGAGUUUUGCAGAGUAUUUGGAAAGGCUCUUGAUCUCAAGAAAGGAGAAGCUGAGGCCAUGUUACGAGAAUUGGUACGCAAGCAAAAUUUGCGUCGAGGACAAAACACCAUGGUGGUUCAAUUUCAAAUUAGAAUGUUGACCCUGAUAUUUACUGAUUCAGAAAAUGAGUCUCCAACCUUGACUGCUACUUCAUGGUUGAAAGCUCUGAAAGAUUUAAUAGCUGAAUCUGAUCAUAUAAUAAAGGAUUUUCCUUUGGAUUGGCUUGAAGAAGGCACAAGUGGAUAUCACAAUUUGGAUUUGUCUAGCAAGCUCGCUUUGCUAAAUUUUCUUUGUGAUAAAGCUUUAGGCACUAACAAAUUGAGGAGUUGUAUUGAAGAUCAAAAUUCAAGACAUGCAGAAGAUGUGAAAGAAGCAAAAAUCAAGGUUGCUGAAGCUAUGGACAAGGAGAAGGGUCUUAGGAAGAAGUUGCAGGAUGAGACGGUUAAAGGUAUUAUGUUAAAGGUGACUCCACUUCGAAUGGAGAAGCAUAAUUCUCUACUUGCAAAGCUAAAAAGUGAAGUGGUUCAAGCUCAUGAUGAGGUGCUGAAGUUAAAGGGUGCCAUUCCAAAAGAGAAACGUGGUUCUGAUGCGAUGAGAAUAAAGCCUGAGUUUUUGGACAAUGAUGGAAAGGUCUUUUGGAAGUUCAAAAGUUAUAAUGAUGAACGUAUUGUUCUUUUGCAAGAUGUGAAAAUACAAGAUGAAACUGCUUCUUCACCUGAAGAAAAUUGGUUUAUUUAUGGUCCUGAGAAGAAGGAAGAGGUUGAUAAGUAUAUUUGCUCAAGGGCUAAGAGACUUAAACGCCACAAGGUUUCUCACGUGCUUUUAACUGAAGCAAGUUUGUAGGAUGUUUAUGGUAUUGGGGGACAUCUUUCUAUGCUUGACCGUUUUAGAAUGAGAGUUGAGUAGGUUCCACUGAUUUUUGUGUUCUUUGUACAAAAGGGAACUUCAUUGUGAUCUACAAUCACAUGUAGUAAGAUUAUGAAGUUGGUGAUUAUGUUAAAACUUAAAAGAAUAUGGAUUUGUUGUUCUGUCUUGUUUAAGUGGAACAUAAAGCUAGAAGUUUAUUUUUGAUAGAAACAUUAGAGACAUAGGUUUUGAUGUAAUUACUAUUCUUAGUGAUCUUAUUCUUCAUUUAACUAGUUUGAUAGGGAUUCAAACAUCAUUUGCAAUGUAACGCAUUCUAAAUAUUCUUAAGUAAUUACUUCUUUUACCUUAA
Molecule: messenger RNA, 2719 nt
Organism: Vigna radiata var. radiata (mung bean)
Lineage: Eukaryota; Viridiplantae; Streptophyta; Magnoliopsida; Fabales; Fabaceae
Exons: 14
Coding region: 214-2346 (710 amino acids)
Biological process (GO): regulation of DNA-templated transcription
Cellular component (GO): nucleus
Source: RefSeq, a predicted model, not a curated record